This is a messenger RNA of Synchiropus splendidus (mandarinfish), 2458 nucleotides long. RefSeq names its product ring finger protein 126 (gene rnf126). NCBI's taxonomy places the organism in Eukaryota, Metazoa, Chordata, Actinopteri, Syngnathiformes, Callionymidae. Gene Ontology annotation, cellular component: cytoplasm. Gene Ontology annotation, molecular function: ubiquitin protein ligase activity. The transcript is spliced from 9 exons. The record is from RefSeq and is a predicted model, not a curated record. The coding region runs from base 21 to 977 and encodes 318 amino acids. Gene Ontology annotation, biological process: protein ubiquitination.
CAGCCUGCUAGUGUGUAAAGAUGGCGGAAGCUCCUACAUGGCCCAGCCGGUUUUUCUGCCACAGAUGCUCGGCAGAGAUCAGUCCGCGCCUUCCCGAGUACACUUGUCCAAGAUGUGAUUCUGGCUUUAUUGAGGAACUUCUAGAGGAGAGAAGUGCUGACAGUGGCUCCACAGUGACUACCUCCAGCGGGACACAGAAUCCGCAACCCCAAGAGAAUGCAGGGCAGCCCAUGUUUACAUUUCCUUCUGGGUAUGGACAGUUUGCUCUUGGAGUCUUUGAUGACAGCUUUGUCUUUGGUACUGCACCUGGAACCGAGGACAACCGUGAUGCUGAAAACCGCAGGGAAAGGGAAUCGGCAUCGAGGCAACGGUAUAGUGCGCGGCAGCCGAGAAGUCGUCAUGGCGCCAGACGCCAAGGAGGGCGGCAUGAAGGAGUGCCGACUUUAGAGGGAAUCAUUCAGCAACUGGUCAAUGGUAUAAUCGCACCAACUGCAAUGCCCAAUAUUGGACCAUGGGCUGUUCUUCACUCAAAUCCAAUGGAUUAUGCUUGGGGUGCUAACGGACUAGAUGCAAUCAUUACUCAGUUAUUAAACCAGUUUGAAAACACAGGACCUCCACCUGCCGAUCGAGAUAAGAUAAAAAGUCUUCCUACUGUUCAAGUUACAGAUGAACAUGUUGCUUCAGGUCUGGAAUGUCCAGUGUGUAAAGAAGAUUACAGUGUUGGAGAAAGCGUGAGGCAGUUGCCAUGCAAUCACAUGUUCCACAAUGAUUGCAUAAUACCCUGGCUGGAGCAGCAUGACACUUGUCCAGUGUGUCGGAAAAGCUUAAGUGGACAGAACACGGCAACAAACCCACCAGAAUUAUCAGGGAUGAACUUUAGUCCUUCAUCUUCAUCUUCCUCUUCAUCAUCCUCAUCUUCUUCUACCCCUCAAUCGUCAAAUUCCACCAGUCACGAGAACUCGACUGAUAACUCCUAAAGGACACGUUUUCCCACUUCACCCUUUGAGCAGUGUGUUGCUCAGAGACUGCUGCGCUUCAAACCGAUGACCUCCGGUGUCUCCCUGUUGUAGUGCUUGUGAUCGCAUCAUACCAGGGCGACUUGAACCCUCAUUGAUGGGCAGCGAUAGAUGAAGAACAUGUAUUGUCGUCACUUGCUCCUCGUAUUACCAGGAAUCUGAACAGUCAAUGAGGCGGAGGCCUAGAGUGCAGCUUUGGUUGGGGAUCGAGUGGAAGAUCACAGAUAGAUGCAAAGACUGAUCCAGUGAGAGAAGAAGCUGGAAUCCAAAGAUCCACUCGCAGUUUUAAAAUAAUAAUGACAUCUGAUGUGAAUGAACUACACUUAUUUUAUAUUAAUUAAUCUUAAAAGUGGGUCUCAUUUUGACCCCACACACUUAAGACAUUUCAGGGCAUUUCAGCCUAAAAGUAAAAAAAAAGGACAUUUUGAAAUCUAUUGAUUUUGCAAUACUGCUAGAUAAAUAAAGUUGGAAUGUAAAUUAUUUACUUUGUGUGUAUUUAUUGGCAGUGUAAAUUGACUCUUUAAAGGGAUAAAUAGUGCAACUGGUUGAAUGUAAACUAAAGUGGGAAGUUUCUUUUGCUUUUUAUUUGUAAAGAGUUGUCUUUAUUUUACACUAGGGUGUGCUGAAUAAAACAAACACAUUUGAAAUUGACUUAUGUUCAAGGAAGUAUUGAAUCAUAUGUUUUGUGUUUGAAAUACUCCUUAACACACAUUUUUGUUUUAGAGUACAUUUUAUUAUUAAUUGUCCAAGUUAUGAUUAUAUAUUACAUUCAUACAGCUCCUCGAUAAGCUGAGAGGCUAUACUUCUCAUAUGUGCUUAUUUUCUCCUGAAGGUGUCAGUGGGUUUUAAAAAUACGAUCUUCAAUAGGUCAGAGUAGAUUUUGUCAGGUUCCAUGGUCCAACAAAAUGAGGACUUUGUAAUCUUCCCUGUGUGUGUUUUACACUUGCAGCUUAGUGAUAGAAUUCACUGAAAUAUAUCCUUGUGCAUUUCAAUGCAUAAAUAUUUUCAUAUUUAUGCAAUAUGGUCUUUUAUUGCUAGGAGUGACAACAUAAUUCACCACAGUGUGACUCAGUAAUUCACAACUUUUAUUUCCUUUCAGCACAAUUGUACUUCUACGUUUACAGGUUGAACACAGUGCUGAUAGAGCUGUUGCAGGUUGAAGCUAUAUAUAUGAGAAAUAUGCCUUCAGGAGAGGGUUUUUUUAUGCGCUGUGCCAGGUCACCACCACCUUCGAUUUAUUGCUGCAUCAGUGAUCAGCAUUUCCCAGAUAUCCUGAAAACAGAGGGAACAAUUGUAUACAUGAAAGAACUUUGUCUGCAGGAAGAGAUUUCCAUGCAGCAGCUGACUUUGAAUUUGUUUUCAAACAAAACACCUUGUUCAAGGAGCCACAGAACAUGCUCUUGUUUCGACUCUCAAUGGGGUACAUGCCUACAAAAUGAAUA